CCUGUUUAAACAUGGCCGCGCACUGAGAAAUGUCACAUUAUUUUUCAGGUUGAAAACAUACGCUUCUUAUCGUCUGAUACAUCGUCCGUACCUCGUGUUAAAAAAGAGGCGACAUCUGAUAAGAUUUGUCUUCACGUCCUUCAGCAUCCUUAGAGGAUAUUUCGGCAGACAUCAUGGUACAUUUAUCGUCACUCCUACUAAAGAAGUACCACGGGGGCCAUGUUGUCAUUCGAUUGGCUCUUGCAGGCCACAAACAAGCUAACAGACCCUUUUAUCGCAUUGUGGCAGCUUACAACAAAAGGGCAAGAGAUGGUAGAUAUAUAGAGCAGCUGGGUUCCUACGACCCCCUUCCUAACAUCUACAAUGAGAAACUUGUCAGUUUCAACUUCGACCGGCUCAAGUACUGGAUCGGCUGUGGAGCACACCCUACAAAACCAGUUGCCAAACUUCUAGGGUUGGCUGGAUUUUUCCCUCUUCACCCCAUGACAAUAACAGAGGCAGAGCGUCAAAGAGUCCAAACAGAGAAGACAGAAACGGCAACAGAGGAAUCUCCAGAAGAGGAACAGAAGCACGCUGAAGUUGAGAGUUAAAGCUGUGGACUGUGUGUGACCAUCAAGUACAAAAGGAUGCCACAGUUAUUUAGAAAAAGAAUUGACUGAUCUGACUUGCUGUGUGAACUGGUUAUGGAAAGACAAAAUAUGUCUUAUUGUAUUUUGGUUCUGUCAAUAGCUUCUUUAGACAAUUUUUGAUCUAAUGCUUCAUUAGUGCCGUAUUCUAUAGGCAGCAGUAGUUGUUUGUAUUUGCUAUUGUACGAGAUCUAAUUAAACUAUUUCGAUAUAACUGCA
Archocentrus centrarchus (flier cichlid) is the source of this 845-nucleotide messenger RNA. It is a transcript of the gene mrps16, whose product is annotated as mitochondrial ribosomal protein S16. The record is from RefSeq and is a predicted model, not a curated record. The transcript has 4 exons. NCBI's taxonomy places the organism in Eukaryota, Metazoa, Chordata, Actinopteri, Cichliformes, Cichlidae. Gene Ontology annotation, biological process: mitochondrial translation. Bases 174 to 590 code for a protein of 138 amino acids. Gene Ontology annotation, molecular function: structural constituent of ribosome. Gene Ontology annotation, cellular component: mitochondrial small ribosomal subunit; ribosome.